Messenger RNA from Lipotes vexillifer (Yangtze River dolphin), 1695 nucleotides. It is a transcript of the gene ALDH4A1, whose product is annotated as aldehyde dehydrogenase 4 family member A1. Gene Ontology annotation, molecular function: L-glutamate gamma-semialdehyde dehydrogenase (NAD+) activity. The record is from RefSeq and is a predicted model, not a curated record. NCBI's taxonomy places the organism in Eukaryota, Metazoa, Chordata, Mammalia, Artiodactyla, Lipotidae. Bases 1 to 1695 code for a protein of 564 amino acids. The transcript has 16 exons.
AUGCUGCUGCUGUCGCCGCCCGCGCUCCGCCGCGCCCUGCUGGCUCGCCCGUGGAGGGCUGCCGGGCUGUGUUGGAAGCACGUCUCCUCCCUGAAGGUGGCCAAUGAGCCCGUCUUGGCAUUCACGCAGGGCAGCCCUGAGCGAGAUGCACUGCAGAAGGCCUUGAAGGAGCUGAAGGGCCGGACGGAAGCCAUCCCGUGUGUGGUGGGGGACGAGGAGGUGUGGACUUCGGACGUGCGGUACCAGGUGUCUCCCUUUAACCAUGGACACAAGGUGGCCAAGUUCUGCUAUGCAGACAAGGCCCUGCUUCACAGAGCCAUCGAGGCCGCCUUGGCCGCCAGGAAAGAGUGGGACCUGAAGCCUGUUGCAGACCGGGCCCAGAUCUUCCUAAAGGCAGCAGAUAUGCUCAGUGGGCCGCGCAGGGCAGAGGUCCUGGCCAAGACCAUGGUGGGACAGGGGAAGACGGUGAUCCAAGCAGAGAUCGAUGCCGCGGCCGAACUCACUGACUUCUUCCGAUUCAACGCCAAGUUUGCCGUGGAGCUGGAGGGGGAGCAGCCCAUCAGUGUGCCGCCCAGCACCAACAGCGUGGUGUACCGGGGGCUAGAGGGCUUCGUGGCAGCCAUCUCCCCCUUUAACUUCACUGCGAUCGGCGGCAACCUGGCAGGGGCGCCGGCCUUGAUGGGCAACGUGGUCCUGUGGAAGCCCAGUGACACUGCCGUGCUGGCCAGCUAUGCCGUCUACCGCAUCCUCCGGGAGGCUGGUCUGCCCCCCAACAUCAUCCAGUUUGUGCCAGCUGACGGACCCACGUUUGGGGACACUGUCACCAGCUCGGAGCACCUGUGUGGCAUCAACUUCACAGGCAGCGUGCCCACCUUCAAACACCUGUGGAAGCAGGUGGCCCAGAACCUGGACCGGUUCCACACCUUCCCGCGCCUGGCCGGAGAGUGUGGCGGGAAGAACUUCCACUUUGUACACCGCUCGGCCGACGUGGACAGCGUGGUGAGCGGGACCCUGCGCUCGGCCUUCGAGUACGGCGGCCAGAAGUGCUCGGCCUGCUCCCGCCUCUACGUGCCCCGCUCGCUGUGGUCGCAGAUCAAAGGGCGGCUGCUGGAGGAGCGCAGCAGGAUCAAAGUGGGCAACCCUGCAGAGGAUUUUGGGAGCUUCUUUUCCGCCGUGAUCGAUGCCAAGUCCUUCAGCCGCAUCAGGAAGUGGCUGGAGCACGCCCAUUCCUCGCCCAGCCUCACCGUCCUGGCCGGGGGCCAGUGUGACGACUCCGUCGGCUACUAUGUGGAGCCCUGCAUCAUCGAGAGCAAGGACCCCCAGGAUCCCAUCAUGAAGGAGGAGAUCUUCGGGCCUGUGCUGACCGUGUACGUCUACCCAGAUGACAAGUACAAAGAGACGCUGAGGCUGGUCGACAACACCACGAGCUAUGGCCUCACGGGGGCAGUAUUUGCCCAGGAUAAGGAUGUUGUCCGGGAGGCCACAGAGGUGCUGAGGAACGCUGCCGGCAACUUCUACAUCAACGACAAGUCCACUGGCUCAGUGGUGGGCCAGCAGCCCUUCGGGGGGGCCCGAACCUCUGGGACUAAUGACAAGCCAGGAGGGCCCCACUACAUCCUGCGGUGGACGUCACCCCAGGUCAUCAAGGAGACCCACAAGCCUCUGGGGGAUUGGCGCUACCCGUACAUGCAGUGA